Molecule: messenger RNA, 1617 nt
Organism: Exophiala oligosperma
Lineage: Eukaryota; Fungi; Ascomycota; Eurotiomycetes; Chaetothyriales; Herpotrichiellaceae
Exons: 2
Coding region: 362-1435 (357 amino acids)
Source: RefSeq, a predicted model, not a curated record
CUCUGAAUACUCCGUACGUACGUGCGUAUGCGCUCCGUGAAUAACCUUUUUGUUCUCUGCUCGUGAUAGCUGCCUACCUGGGUAAAGGGAGGUACUUACUGACGAGUAGGAAGUACGAAUACUAGCCCCCAGCGUAUCUCGCUACCCUGGCACACGACCAGAAAUCUGUCAUCGGCAGGGUUUUGAUAUUGUCGACAAACCUGGUCCUAAGAUCUGAGGCACUUGUGGUGCUGGUUCUAGGUUCUCCCCUCUUGCUCAACCCUUCACAGCAUUUUAUAUUGCCACCCUACCGCACAGUGGCUUCUCGACUUCUCUUCGCGCCCGCCAGGAACCGUGGCAGGUCAACGAACAAUCAUUCAACAUGCCACUCACCGCGGCCGAAGUUCUUGCGCAUCCUGCCUACAAGACUGUACAUUGGGAUCUGCCGCCUACAAAACAAGGCAAAUGUGAGGUCGCCAAAGGCCGGGCUGGGGGACCUUUCAACAUUCAUUACGAAGUUCACGGUACGGGAAAUGUCAAGCUUGUGUGGAUAAUGGGCCUUGGAGCGUUCCGGACAGCAUGGAAACGUCAAACCAAAUACUUUGGUCACGGCCGAUCAUCUCGAUACUCUUCUCUCGUCUUUGACAACAGAGGAAUGGGUCUUUCGGACAAACCGAGCUGUCGAUAUUCCACGUCCGAGAUGGCCAAGGACAUACUCGACCUGUUGAGUCAUUUAGGAUGGAUCCCGUCCGAUUCUUCACCGACCACAACCUCGACCUCGACAUCAACUGCCUCGCCCGGAGCUGGUGGACCUGGACGCGAGAGGAAUCUACACGUAAUAGGCGUCAGCAUGGGCGGCAUGAUCGCACAGGAACUCGGCCUCCUCAUCCCCUCGCACGUCGCGUCGCUCGGCUUGGUAUCCACGGCGCCCCGUCUGGUACGCACGAUCCCUUUUAUCGAGAACCUCAGACAGCGCAUCAACAUGUUCAUUCCGCGCGACAUUGACGUUCAACUCGACGAGAUCGCCCACCGUCUGUUCUCGGACGAGUUCCUCGCGCUGCCGGACACCGAGCAACCGGAAAACUCGGGCUUGAAUUACCCCACGAAUCGCGACCGGUUCGCCGCCGGGGAGCUGGACAAGCGGUCCGACAAGGAAGGCUUCACCAGAAAGGGGUUCAUGCUGCAGGCCAUUGCGGCCGGGUGGCACCACAAGAGUGCGGCUCAGAUCGCACAGUUGGCAGACCAAGUCGGCCGGGAUCGCAUCGCCGUGCUCCACGGCACCGGGGAUCGGAUGAUCACCUUCCACCACGCCGAGAUGUUGAAGGAUCAGCUCGGUCAGGGAAUCGAGUACAAAGUCUGGAAGGGAAAGGGCCAUGUGCUGAUGUGGGAGGAAGAAGAUGAAUUCAACGCCUACUUCGACGACUUCUUUGCAAGAUGUGAUGGGUUGGGACGGUAAAACAUUGCGGAGCGUUCACCAUUUUUUUUGCCCUAUCAAGAACAACAAAGCAUCGAUUGUGCAUUUUUGUUUCAUAUUGUACAUUAUAUACACGGAUGGUUCUCGCUCAAGAUUUCAGUCUCGAGGGCCAGGCUCUGUGCGAGACUUUGUGAGAAAUAACACAACAAUCCUUUUGGAGCGUG